CGUUCCAGGGACACGGUAAUUCUUCAGCGCAUGCGCUCGUAGCGGGGCGGUGUGAUUGUUCUCAAGUAAUGCUGCUUUUAGUAAGGUCAUGAAUCAGAUUUGAACUGUUGGCAAGUGCUCGUACGUUUGGACUUUUGGAGAUUGAUGUCAAAGUGACAGACUGUAUGAACAGCGAAUAUUAGACAGAUAUGGAAUAUGCUUGGAGGGGACAGCCAGAAAGGGAGCCGCUUUUGCCUUCACGGAGCCAACGGAGAUUUGUGCAGCCACCGGUGUCGCAACAUCUCCAGCCUGUCGGGGCUCAGAGCAGCAGGGUGUAUCGGCGAAGAUGGCUGGUGUUAGCUGUCUUUUCUCUUUUUGGAUUUAUGCAGGGUAUGGUUUGGAACACGUGGGGACCCAUUCAGAAUUCUGCUAAACAGGCUUAUGGGUUUUCCAGCCUUGACAUUGCUUUGUUGGUGCUGUGGGGGCCAAUUGGCUUUUUACCCUGCUUCUUGUUCAUGUGGCUGCUAGACAAAAAAGGUCUCCGUGUAUCAACGCUGUUGACAUCUUUCCUUAUGGUUUUAGGAAGUGGGCUAAGAUGUAUUCCUGUUUCAGAUCAUAUGGUCAAACGAUGGUUAAUCCAUAUUGGACAGUUGUUUAAUGGCUUUGGGGGUCCACUUUUAAUAAGUGCACCUCCAUUUUUAUCUGCAACAUGGUUUCCUGCAGACCAGAGAGCUACUGCUACAGCUAUUGCAUCACUAGUAAACUACCUUGGGGCAGCAUGUGCAUUUAUUGUUGGCCCACUUGUGGUUCCGGGCCCCAAUAAUACACUACCUCUUCAAAAUGCGAUGGACAGCCAUGCUGCUUUCAUAAGAGACCGUGUCCAGGCUGUGCUGUAUGCAGAGUUUGGACUGAUCUCUCUCGGGUUUGCUGCUACUUUUGCUUAUUUUCCUUCACAACCUCCAUUCCCUCCCAGUGUAACUGCAGGCAGCCAGAGGCUUAGCUAUCGAAGUAGCAUAUGCAGACUUGUCAGGAACUGCCGUUUUCUGAUGAUAGCUGUGGCAUAUGCUAUACCACUGGGUGUUUUAGGUGGAUGGACAGGGGUGCUGGAUAUGAUUUUAACCCAAGUGAAUGUCAGUCAGGUCGAUGCUGGAUGGAUUGGCUUUUGGUCAAUAAUUGGAGGCUGUGUAGUUGGGCUAGCUAUGGCUAGGUUCGCAGAUUUCAUCAGAGGCAUGCUGAAGCUCAUCCUUGUACUGAUGUUAGCUGGUGCUACACUAUCUUCAACCUGGUUUACCCUAACUGAUCUAACCAGUGUUAUUCACUUACCUUUAACAAAAGGUACUCUCUACACAUCCUGUAUCUUGAUAGGAAUAUUCCUGAACAGCUGCGUGCCAAUUUUCUUUGAACUCUUUGUGGAAACUGUGUACCCUAUACCAGAAGGAAUCACCUGUGGAUUUGUUACACUUUUAACUAAUGUCUUCAUGGGAGUGCUGCUAUUCUUUCUAACAGUUUAUCACACAGAUGUUUCCUGGAUGAACUGGUGUCUCACAGGGUCGUGUUUCUUCAGUCUUUUCCUAGUUCUGUGCUUCAAGGAAUCUUACGAUAGACUCUACGUGGAUGUUUUUGUGUCUGUUUGAUGAUGUUUAUGUGAUCAUGGGAUCUUUUAUAAAGACUGGAAUUUGUUUUUUUAUUUACUGCACACUUGCUCAGAAUUGCACAGUUUGAAAGAGAAUUAGAGUCUGCUGGACUGUGGAAGCUCUUAGCUGAAAGUCCUGGAAAAGGGUCAGAAACUUUUCAGUGGAUCUCAGUUAGGGGAAGACUGUCUUUAGGUUUUAAAUUUAACGAACUCUUGAAAUAUUCUAUCAGAUUAAGCAAACACAUUCCACUUAUUUAUUGAAAAAUGUAGAUUUAAAAAAAAACUCAAAGAACGAUUAGUUUUUCUGUCGUGCUUUGAGGUGCGGGUUUUAGACCAUGGUGGGCUUAUAUGGUAAAAAAAAAAUAUUGAAUGUACAUUCAUGUAGAAGUCACUUUUCCUAGUCAUUCUACCUAGGGAAUAUAAGCUAAUGGUAUGACUUAUUUGCCCCUUCAAGUUUACACAUACCUUGAAAAGCACAUAUGAGAUCGCUUUUCUUUGGAGUCUGCUUACAUUUCAGCACAAAUCUUGUCAUCAGACUCUGAAUUUAAGGUCUCGUAGUAAUGAUUCUUGUCAUUGGGCAUUUGUGGUAUUCAAAUGUGCACACUCAGCUGAAGAAACCUUGUGGAUGCACUGUGGAAUAUUUUUGUCAUGCUAAUGCAAACAUAGCACUGGAAUCAACUGCUGUUAUCUGCAGUACAUACUGAGCUUUUAUCAGAAGGACACAGCAUUUGAAAGCAGCAGGAUGUGGCAACGGUUAUAAUUAUCGGACAGAUGAUUGUGUAUAGAAUACACUUGGCACCUAUUAGCUCUUAAGCUUAAUUGUUGCACCACCCUUAGCUAACAUUAGAUUUGACUGUUGUAUGAUUGACACUGUAACAUUAAAACUCUUGAACAUGUGCUGUGUAUAUUCAGGCAGAAUGUUUUAACACUUUGUGCUUUCUACUCAUCUGCUCUAUUGAUGUUUUUAGGUCUGGAGUGGGCUAAACUAAGAUGGCUCUUGCCAACUGUACAUGCACAGAGUGAGUGAUGUGAGUGCGUACGUGUUUGAGUGUGUGUGUGGUGUGCACUCAUGUGCGUACGUGCAUGCAUGUUUCUGUUUUGGUGAUACUAUGACAGACAUUAAAUCUUGUAUUUUGCUGUGAAAAUUCAAGAUGUGUGUUGCAUUUCCUGCAUGUUCAUGGUUUCCCUAACAUGACUAUGACAAGAAAGUCAUGGUCCUGCUCUAAAUGGUGUCUUUAGUUACUUUAUACACUGACAGAUUAAUCACUCCAGAACAUGGAGCCAUGUCUUUCAACUGCAGUCUUCCAGUGCUGGUAACUUGGCUCUUUUGCUGAUGUCUGAUUUUUUUUUUUUAAUUUGUUUGUUUCAAUAAAUCUUUGUUGUGAGAAAUUAA
Molecule: messenger RNA, 3005 nt
Organism: Protopterus annectens (West African lungfish)
Lineage: Eukaryota; Metazoa; Chordata; Ceratodontiformes; Protopteridae
Gene: SLC49A4
Product: solute carrier family 49 member 4
Exons: 9
Coding region: 189-1613 (474 amino acids)
Biological process (GO): transmembrane transport
Cellular component (GO): intracellular membrane-bounded organelle; membrane
Molecular function (GO): transmembrane transporter activity
Source: RefSeq, a predicted model, not a curated record